Messenger RNA from Toxoplasma gondii ME49, 2346 nucleotides. RefSeq lists its product as hypothetical. Lineage: Eukaryota; Apicomplexa; Conoidasida; Eucoccidiorida; Sarcocystidae. The record is from RefSeq and is a predicted model, not a curated record. The coding region runs from base 777 to 1418 and encodes 213 amino acids. The transcript has a single exon.
GUUCGGCGUAUAUGGACAGAAGGCGUGGAGGCGGCGAACUGUGGAGAGGGAGUGUGAAGAACCACCGCAGAGAGUCGCUAAGAAGAAGCAACUUCUGCUUUCACAGGACAGAGUAAAGGAAGAGCAGACAAACCGAGAGUCUUCUGCUCUAGCAUUGUGCGGGGAUUGCAUCGAGCCCUCGUGCUCGAACUCCGUAGGUUACGGGAAGGAGAAAGGAUCCUUCCCCCGGCGAAGAGGCGAAGCGAAGCAGAGGACGACACAGGGAGAAUUUGAGUGAGGAAGACAGUCCGGGACCACGUGGAGAGCUUAAAGACGAGAAGCGCCUUGUGUGUUCGUUCUGCGGUUGAUGCUGAGACAAGUUGCACACUGGCGACUCUUCAGCUGUGAAACGCUUCUCAGCUGAGCGGCUUGCUUUCUGGAAAUGCUGCGGGGAAGCGCAGGCAAACGACGCCCCUAACAGACACUAAGCAGACGGAGAUAUAUCUGUUCUGGAGGGUAAAACAGACUCGACACCGAGACAUGGACACAACACCCGCCAAGGUCGCAGACUCUCGAAUGUUCUCCGAAGGUAUUUGACAGCAGGAAAUAGACAAGCCUUUUUGAAGACGACGAACGAGAGAGACUUGUUUCGAGCGUGGAAGAGAAGCGAUUUCUAUCCACGGCGGUGUUCAGUGAGAGACACGAGAUACAAUGCAGAGGCCGCCCCGCUGGACCGCUCUCCCAUGGAGCAUCAAGGGCAGCGACCUGAGGUUUGACGCGAGCUCCGGUUGUUGAAGAUGAAACUCCAAAACUCUGUCUUCUUCUGUCCACUCGGGGCAGGGAUACUUCUCGUGUGUCCGUGUUUCUCGAGUCCUGUGGCGAACGCGCAGAUAUUUUUUUUUUUACCGGAAACGAGAAAGGAAGCAACGCUUCUCCUGACAAGCGACCGACCGACGCGACGAAGCUCCUUGACCAGAGGCGGAGGACAACUCAGUUCCUUUCCCGUCUUUCUGUGGGAGAUCCAGUUCUUUGCAUGUGACACCAGCGGUCGAAGGGGAUCUCUGCUCUCCAAUGGGCCUGGACACAGCGUUCAGCUCGCCGACCCAGACGCGAGACCCCACAUUCGCAUCGUCGGCAGCAGCGGAUCAUGUUUGUUGCUUCUGAUCGGCGGUGCCUUGCAACCUAAAAGGCAACCUUUGUUCCACGGGGGUUUCGCCGGAAAGCGUUGCUACUGGUCGCUGUCUCUUCCCGUCCUUUCUACCGCGUUGGUGUCAAGUUUUCUCGACUUUUCCCCCCACAUUUACAUUCUCGAGGGCCGGAAGAAGCAGUUGGCGGAUGCCCUGUCGAAUUGGCAUUGCCUUAGGGCGGUUCCGCUCCCCAAGCUCGUCGGUGGAAUUCAAGGGAUUUGUGUCAAUAAUCGAAUGAGUGACGAAGUGUGAAAGCAUGUCUUUGUAUGGAGGAAUGCGCGAGCUCUACUCUGUUUUCUCGUCUCGCGUCCCAGCUUCCGCCCUGUCGAGAGUUGCGUUGUGUACAGCGAGAGACGAGGAAGAAGUUCUUUCCAUUUUCAUGUGUUGACACCAACCGUGAGUCGUAGAACCGACCACGAAAUUCGCUUUUCUAACACCGCCCUGCGGCCGCCUCUGGCUCCGAAUAUCUCUCCGCCGCCAAUCUCCUGUUCCUCGACCGUGAUCAACUGUAUCGCUAAACGGUGCUCCCUCCGUCUCUUUCCUCAUUUUCCUUCUUUUGCCGUUCGCCGGUCUUCGUGCAACGGGCGAAAAAAGGGAGAGCGCACGACGCCACACUUAGGCUCCCGAUCUGAAACCCAUUUUACCUUAAUCAAAUGCAUUUAAGAAAAGGCCUCCAUACGUUGACAGCUAACUCACCGCGACAAGAGGCAAGUGGUCGGCCGCGAACUGCUAGAGAAACAUACCAGCGAACUGCUUCCUAACGAACGCGAAACUAUGCGAGAGGGCGCACCGUGACGGCGCGAGUCCCUGCUCGUUUUCGACUCGACUCUCGGUCGUUUUCGGCGGAGGGGUUCUCGCACCCUGCAGCAUGUGUGUAUCGUGCGUUUUUAAACGGAAUGCACCGCUGUGGAAUUGCAGAAAAAGGUAGAGCAGAAGCAGGACUGAGUGACCUUCCAAGUGUUGCUGGGCGGCAAUUGCAUGCUCGUCAUCUGAAUUCACCAACCUAUCACAAGGGUACAUUCGGUCGAUUCCGCGAGUGCACCUUCAUCAGUUGGGGUCAGGUGAAGAUUUCAACUGUCUCGACCGUUCGCUGCUCUGUCGCUAUAAUGCUUCGUGUCGAAAUGCGUUGCUCCCGACGACAAACGCAUCGCUGUGUAUAGCCUCUGAGGCGGUGAAAAAU